AUGGCCUUGGCUGGCAUCAUUUUGACAUUGGCCGCUGGAUCGGAGCCCGUGCGGGACAACGAGUACGGUCGAAGGGUGGUUGCACAGACUCUCGAGGACGACUAUGAAGCUCUUGUUUGGAAGGUCAUUCGGGAAAGUCAGAGAUCCGUCUACAUUGCGCUGCGUGUGGGAUUCAGUGACCCAGGUUACUCUGGCCUGGAGAAGAAGCUCAGCGCGGUGGGAACAGUGCGCCGAGUAGCCGUAGCGGAUUUUGAGGCCCGGGUGACGAAUGACGAGAAUCUGAAGCGGCGCCGAACAGCGCAACUCACAUCUUUGCAGGCUGGCUCGUUGGGCUUCGUUGAACAAGCCUUAGCAUUGGCUGCGACAGGUGGCAAUCCUCGAUCUCAGCGCUUGGCGGCGCAACCUGAUGUGAAGUUAGGUUCGUUGUUGUUGUUGGAUUUUGUGCUAGCAAUGGUUUUGGUCUUGUUUCAUUUCUUUGUGGAAUGGAUUGCAGCACCUUGGAGGCAACGUGCAUUGGCUGUUGCAGACAGAAUCAGCAGUGCACAGAGCUCUGGAGUAAAGGUGAAGGCUAUGGAAGAGGAGAGCACAGUUCGUCGUGGCGAUUGA
Messenger RNA from Cladocopium goreaui, 606 nucleotides. NCBI's taxonomy places the organism in Eukaryota, Dinophyceae, Suessiales, Symbiodiniaceae. The record is from the annotation of a GenBank genome assembly.